Molecule: messenger RNA, 939 nt
Organism: Encephalitozoon intestinalis ATCC 50506
Lineage: Eukaryota; Fungi; Microsporidia; Unikaryonidae
Product: transcription initiation factor TFIIB subunit Brf1
Exons: 1
Coding region: 1-939 (312 amino acids)
Biological process (GO): transcription initiation at RNA polymerase II promoter; transcription preinitiation complex assembly
Cellular component (GO): transcription preinitiation complex; nucleus
Molecular function (GO): TBP-class protein binding; RNA polymerase II general transcription initiation factor activity
Source: RefSeq, a predicted model, not a curated record
AUGAAAACACUUCCGAAGUUCAAGCCGUUUGUCCAGGCUUGUACAGACUGCGGAGAAACACAGAACAUAGUCGAAGACUACAAAAACGGAUACCAUGUGUGUGGAAGAUGUGGAUGUAUUGUGGGAAACAGAAUCAUAGACGAGGGAAGCGAGUGGAGAUCAUUUGGAGAUAGCAAUAAGGUAGAUCCAUGCCGAAUCGGAAGUGCAAGUAACCCUUAUCUCGAAUCGGAACAGCUAGACACCAUUAUAAGCACAGGCGGAGGAAUGAAUUCCUAUAUGCUGUCGAAAAUCCAGAUGAAAAACAGCAUGAGAGGUCCAGAAAGAGCUCUAAAGCAUGGGAUGAAUCUUAUCACUGCAUUCUGUGAGAGGUCGAAUCUUUCAAGGACCAUCAUCGACAGAGCACAUUACAUCUUCAAGAACAUCGAGGAGAGAAAGCUUCUGAAGGGUAAAAACGUGGAAGGGAUUGUUGCAGCCUGCAUAUACAUAGCAUGCAGGCAAGAGGAGUGUCCCAGAACAUUCAAGGAGAUAAGUGUGAUGACUGCUGUACAGAAAAGAGAGAUAGGAAGAUGCUUCAAGUUGAUAUCUCCCCACUUGGAGAGGAUGGCAACAAUGUCUACAGAGAAUAUAAUAGCAAGAUUCUGCUCCGAUCUUAAUUUGAACAUCAAGAUCCAGAAGAUUGCUACAGAAAUAGCAAAGGCAGCACAUGAGCUGGGAUGUCUUGCAGGUAAAAGCCCUGAUUCCAUAGCAGCAGCAGUCAUAUACAUGGUAACAAAUCUAUUUCCCGAGGAAAAGAGAAUCCAGAAGGAUAUUCAGUUUGUAACCAAUGUCACGGAAGUUACAAUCAAGAAUACAUAUAAAGAAUUGCUGGCCUUCAAAUAUGACAUAAUCCCCGAAAACAUGGUCUGCAAGGAAAACAUAGACAAACUCCCUGGAUAUUGA